Molecule: messenger RNA, 978 nt
Organism: Phragmites australis (common reed)
Lineage: Eukaryota; Viridiplantae; Streptophyta; Magnoliopsida; Poales; Poaceae
Product: phylloplanin-like
Exons: 2
Coding region: 77-523 (148 amino acids)
Source: RefSeq, a predicted model, not a curated record
AAGUUAGGUUCGCCUGGAACGACAGGAUACACACUCGAUUACGUGCAGCGCACCACCCCUGUUCCAACUUCCAACCAUGGCGAUGGCGUCCAACAUCCUCCUGCUCGUGGUCGGCAUCGCGGUAGCGGGCGUGUUCGCAUCUGGCGCGCAGCCUCCGCAGCCGCCGCGCAUCCAAGCGGACGUCGUCGUCAUGGGCUUCGUACCCUGCAACAACGGCACCACGAUGAGAACGGGCUCCGCGCCCGGAUUCCCAAGCGCGCUGGUGCAGCUGCGGUGCACGGACGGCGCCGCCGUGGCGGCGAACGCGACGACGGACGGCAAAGGGUGGUUUCGUAUGGCGGUGAACACGACGGCGACGCUGGCGAGCGUGGCCAGCGGCUGCGACCUGGUGGUGGCCACCCCGCUGGCCUCCUGCAACGCGACGCUCCCGGCGACCGGGACGCUCCAGUCCGGCCUGCGGCUCCUCGUCAGCAUGGUCUUCUUCCCGCGGGGAUUCUCCUACGUCGCGCCGCCGCUCGAUUAGCCGAUCAGACAGCCUAGUUUGAUCGAGCGGAUCGCGUCGUCACCGAAGCAACGAGCAGUGCACGCACACGCACAGCUGAAUCUUGAUUUCACCUUUUGAUUUCUCCCUGAGUGGAUCGUAUUUGACUGUGAAAAUUUGUGGGAUGAUGUUGUGCACGGUUCCACGUCUCCGUGUAUUUUCACUGAUUUUUCGCGGGCCUAAAUGGCCCACGGUCAGAGUUUCGUCGCCAACUACUCCCGGUGGUUGACAGAACUCACUUUCAUCUCACCAGUGCUCUGCUCCAAAGCACGAAGCAUUCCUAUCACGAGACUUCGUCAGUAAUCAUGCCUCACUUCUUCGGAUCUUCCAUCCGUGCACAUGCAUUUCAAUUCCACUGUAGUUUCUUGACCUCUUUCCAUGGCACGUUGGUCUUUUUUCAUGACCGUAUUGCACUGCACUGUGUGGCUCCAAACUUG